Molecule: messenger RNA, 1689 nt
Organism: Phragmites australis (common reed)
Lineage: Eukaryota; Viridiplantae; Streptophyta; Magnoliopsida; Poales; Poaceae
Product: U-box domain-containing protein 73-like
Exons: 3
Coding region: 1-1689 (562 amino acids)
Biological process (GO): protein ubiquitination
Cellular component (GO): cytoplasm; nucleus
Molecular function (GO): ubiquitin-protein transferase activity
Source: RefSeq, a predicted model, not a curated record
AUGGAGGACGAGCUUCUUCGCGUCGUCGAGCGGGAGAUACAGGAGAACACCAGGGCCUUGGCUCGCCCCUCCUCCUCCGCCCCGUCGUCGCCGUCAAGUUGCUGCCCGUCAUCGCCGUCAAGAUUGGUGCGGGGGGCAGCCAGGAGGGUUCUUGGCAUCGCCAUGAGCUCCUCCGCCGCCUCCUCGCCCACCCGGAGGUCGCCGGCAAGAAGCCCACGUGGGGAGCAGGCGUCGUCUGACCUCGCCGGCACGUCAGGGUCGGCGCCCGAGGUGCCGGCGGGAAUCAGAAGCGAGGAAGAAGCCAGGCCGGAGCAGCACCAAGCGACCCACACGAGGUCUGGUUACGCUGCGAUGAUGCGAAGCGCAUUGGCGAAGAUCCAGGAGGGCGCCGACGACAGCGAAGGGCAGGCGGCUUUCGCCGAGAUGGAGGACGCGAUGACCGGCCUCAUGGAGCUCACCUAUGGGAAACCGGAGCUCCCGAAUAUGCCGGAGCCGCCUCACGAGUUCGCUACCAAAUGGCCGCGUGAUGAUGCUGACCCGUUGCACAGUGGAGUAAUGGAUGAUCCUGUCAUAUUGGCAUCUGGAUAUUCUGUUGAUCGAUCAUACCAUCAGUGGUCCUGUCCACAGAAGAACAUCUGCCCAGUUACUAAUGAGACCUUGCCCCACUCUUUCAUUGCUUCAAACCACCUCCUUCGUGAUAUGAUUGCUGCAUGGCGCAUCGAUCACUUGACCUGUUCCUCAUCUAGCACUGCUGAUACACUCUCCAUCCCCAUGAUACCUUCAGAGGAACAAAUUCAAGACAUCUUACAAAAAUUAUCAGGGAAUUCAGCUUUGCAGAAACAAGCUUUGCACGAGAUCCAGCGACUCUCCAAAAUCACCAAGGGAGAGCAACCUUGCCUUCAUAAGUGGGUAGGGCUGCUUCCAGAGCUGAUAAAUCUUCGGAGGAAUUGGAAAUCGACAUGGACACAGAAUCUGGAGGAACAGAGGCUCACAAUAAUCCUUAAUUUGUCUGUCCACAGGCCCAACCGGGAGAUACUAGCUGGGUCAAACCAACUACCAGAUGCUCUAAAGAAGAUCGUUGAUAAGCUACAUAAGCUUGGAAAUCCAGUAUCACCUUUGGCAAAGGUAGCUUCUAUAGUUGCCAUCCUGUCAGAAUUUGACAUGUUCAGGAAAGGAAUACUGGGUAAUGGAGGGAUGGGAAUGCUCCGGGAUCUGCUCAAGAUCGAGGAUGUUGUUGUAAGGAAGGAGGCUAUCGCUGCAAUCCGUGGACUCUGCACAGAUCAUGAAGGAAAGACACAUGCUCUAUCUCAUAACAUGGCUGAUGCCCUGCUGGAAUGCCUCAUGGUCACUGAUGAGGUCCUGCUUCUGCUUGAUUGCCUGCCGAAAGAUUCAUGUGUGGUGGAUAAGAUAUGUGGCAAGGCUGUGGAAUUGGUGAAUAUCAUCAUGGUUGAACAGGGAACUGGGCCGGUUACUCCUGAGGCCACUUACUCUGCAAUUUCCUUGGUUCACGCUAUUGUUCAGAGGGACGUGGGUAAGAUGGGGCAGGUGAAGAACCUGGAGGAUUUGAAGGAUCGGUUGCGGGAGCUGUCAUCAGGUAUACUUCCGAUGCAGACAUUGUUACAGGUGGAUAGGAUAAUCAACGUUCUGUCGGAGAUGUUUCCUGCUCCUGCGAGGCAAGUGCAAAACUAG